UUUUCGUUUAAGCCCCCAAGGUAGUAGCAUGGAAAUUCAUAAAGGCAUUGUUGGAGUCAUUUUCUAGCUUUACUGGAAGACAAACACUUAGCCACCAUGUCCACCAGCGCAACCACCACCACCACCACCACCAUCAAACCCGCCUGGUACCAACCCAGCGUCACCACCAUCGACCCCGCCGCGCAGUCCCUACUGGAGGAGUACAGCGGGCUCGCCCCUGAAGAGGUCCUUCCCCAUGUCUUAGCCCUGAGAGACGAAGCCUUCGACAUCUUCCCCUACCCAUGCAUCGGCCAGAUGCGGUUCCUGAGCUGGCACCUCGGGCGCCUCCCGUUCUACGAGAAAGUGCUCGCCCAUCUCCGCGCGUCGCCGGCCAACGGCUUCCUUGAUGCGGGGUGCUGCGUCGGCCAGGAGAUGCGGCAUCUGGUGCACCGCGCCUCCAUCCCGGCGGCGCAGCUGUACGGCUUCGACUUAGAACCGGGGUUCUUCGAGCUGGGCUAUAAGCUCUUUCGGGACAAUGCGGAGACGUUCCCGGCGACGUUCGUGAGCGGGGACCUGGGCGUGGAGGACGAGGACUGGGCGAGAGGACAAAUCGUGGCCGCGGUGCGGGGCAAGGUUGACGUCGUCUGGGCCGGCUCGCUGCUGCAUUUCUGGGACUACGAGGGCCAGGUUCGCGGCGUGCAGCGCUUGAUCGGACUGACCAGAGACAAACCGGGGACCGUGGUCUGCGGGCGGCAGAUGGGGAGUACGGUCGCGGGCAUGUACGAGCUGACUGGCUUGAUGGAUCGCACGAUGCACUACCGGCAUGAUGUGGGCAGCUUACAGGACUUGUGGCGCGAGGUCGAAGCAAGAACAGGGUCGAAAUGGGAGGUACAGGCUGGGUUGGAGGUCGGGGAGACGACGGUCAAGAUGCGCAAUAUGAGCUUUGUGGAUGAUAAUGCGAGGGUGAUUUGGUGGUGUGCGACGAGGGUGCAGUGAGUCGUGCUCAGAGAAAGGAUAUGAGAGAGAUAUGAGUAUGGACAGGUGUCAAAGUCUCCGUCUGCAUGAUGCCUGUGUAGGAACUUCCCGCUCUUUUAGGGUUUCAGCAUUGAGAAGCAUUUCGAUCUGUGUGUGAUCCAGCGACGCCUGACCUUGCAGCUGCUUCUUCAAUUCGUUCUGGAAGAUGGCGUCUCCUAUGCUUUGCAUUACCGCGCUACCAAGUCAUUGUGUGAAAAGAACAGUAGUUAUCCCGACCGGGACCUAUUGAGGUCUGUCCUUCAAUGCAGAUUGAAC
Aspergillus saccharolyticus JOP 1030-1 is the source of this 1269-nucleotide messenger RNA. RefSeq lists its product as uncharacterized. The transcript has 2 exons. The record is from RefSeq and is a predicted model, not a curated record. Lineage: Eukaryota; Fungi; Ascomycota; Eurotiomycetes; Eurotiales; Aspergillaceae. Bases 97 to 975 code for a protein of 292 amino acids.